Messenger RNA from Solanum pennellii, 1216 nucleotides. RefSeq lists its product as uncharacterized. The record is from RefSeq and is a predicted model, not a curated record. The coding region runs from base 140 to 739 and encodes 199 amino acids. Lineage: Eukaryota; Viridiplantae; Streptophyta; Magnoliopsida; Solanales; Solanaceae. The transcript has 7 exons.
UACUUUAUUACCUUUUUGAAAUAUAAAAGUUUAUAUAGUAUCUUCAGCUGAAGUCAAUACUUCUCAGGCGGCUGCCACUAAUUCCCCUCGCUCCCUCUCUUUCUCCGGCCAACUCCGGUUAGGUUUGGGUAAAUUGGAGAUGGACGUUAUAAUUAAAAAGUAUCAGCAGAAAUUCAGGAAAGUGAAGGAAGAGAUGGAGAAGUGGAAUGAGCUACAAUCUCGAUUAUUAUCUCAAUUCAACAAUGCUUCUUCCAUCAUUCAGAGGUUACAGAUUCUUCAGGAUUCUAAGAACUAUGGUGCUUUGACAUGUGUUAAAGGCAUUCAGGAAGCUGUCUUGCUGAAACAGAUGAAUUCUCUACAAACUAUCUUGCUUACAAUGAAUGAAACUAUGGAAAAGUUUCAUGCGGUUGUGUUGUCGCUUGAUAAGAUGGUUCGUGAUGGUAGACAGCUCAUAAAAGGGGGAUCCGUUCAGAAGAAUGUGAAACAGCUACAGCAACACGUCGGGAUGAAGCCUAGCAUUGCUGAUUGCUUGGACGGGCUACAACUUCUUUAUGAGAUGCACCAAUCAGAGUACCGUCUGAAAUUGUCGGUCAUAUCAGCAAUUUCAGCAUUUGCUUUACAGCCUAGUGCAACUGAUGAUUUAGCUGCACUUCAGCAACUGUUGGAUGAUCAGCCUAACAUCCCCAAAGAGGAAGUUCAAGUCAUUUUUGAAAUCAUAUUUGCUGAAGAGAUAGCUUGAUGUCUACUAAGCAUGGAUCCUUGGACUGAUGAAGUGCUUUUGGAACUUGCAAUGUGUUUUAAGUUAAGGAAGACUUCAGUUCUGGCUAAAGAGCAGGAAAUAUCUUGCACUUGGGUGCUACAUUGCUCGAACUCUUCAAGUGUAUGUGUCGGAUUUUCCAAAAACUAGUGUAUUUUUAGAGGAUCCGCCAUGGGUGUGACGACAUUUUUGGAGAAUCCGAGCAACAUCGCUUUGGUGAAGCAGAGAAUUAUCUUGAUUGAUCACUGUAGAUGGAAGGUUUUGGACCUUGGAAAUGGAAGAGAUGACUUUAAGUGUUGUGUAUACUCAGUUUCAUGUAUUUACAUGUCUGCAACUUUGUAUAAACAACCUUUUGUUUUAUUUUUCCUUAGUCAGUAGCAUGGUUUUGAUUAAACAGCUAAAUCCAAUAAUACAAUUUAACACAAAUUCUUCCUAAUGUCUAAUUGAUAUUUCCGUAAA